This is a messenger RNA of Acanthosepion pharaonis, 534 nucleotides long. The record is from the annotation of a GenBank genome assembly. NCBI's taxonomy places the organism in Eukaryota, Metazoa, Mollusca, Cephalopoda, Sepiida, Sepiidae.
AUGCCUGUUCAAAUUUCUCUAUCUCUUUAUUUUAGCCUCAUCACCAUUUACCUGCAUGUACCUGGCUGUGUCCAUAUCUAUAUUUUCAUCUAUCCAUUCCACACUAUUUAUAUCAAUGCUUAUGUGAUCAAAUCUAUCUAUCUAUCUAUCUAUCUAUCUAUCUAUCUAUCUAUCUAUCUAUCUAAUUCUGCUCAUAUCUAUCUAUCUAUCUAUCUAUCUAUCUAUCUAUCUAUCUAUCUAUCUAUCUAUCUAUCUAUCCCAUUCUGUUUCUAUCUAUCUCAUUCUGUUUCUAUCUAUCUAUCUAUCUAUCUAUCUCAUUCUGUUUCUAUCUAUCUAUUUCAUUCUGGUUCUAUCUCAUUCUGGUUCUAUCUAUCUAUCUAUCUAUCUAUCUAUCUAUCUAUCUAUCUAUCUCAUCUAUUUCUAUCUAUCUAUCUAUCUAUCUAUCUAUCUCAAUGUAUCUAUGUUCACAUUCCUAUUAGUUCGUUCAUGUCUCUUUUAAAUCGAAUUGGUAUUGAAAAAUUAUCAACUCAGUAA